AUGUCAGAUUUGAAAGAUAAAGCAGCUUAAUUACUCUUUUCAAAAAUAUCGGACAUAGACACUAUUUGUUAUGAUAAAUGUGUUAGCACUCCCUAAAAAAAGUUAAAUAAUAAUGAAGAAUAUUGCUUAAAGUCAUGCACUAUAAAAUUGAUCAAUGCUUUAAAUUUCAUGCAUACUUUAAAUGAAAAUGGUGGAGUUGAUAGAAUUCAACCUUCUAAGUCCAAUUACUGA
Molecule: messenger RNA, 231 nt
Organism: Tetrahymena thermophila SB210
Lineage: Eukaryota; Ciliophora; Oligohymenophorea; Hymenostomatida; Tetrahymenidae
Product: Tim10/DDP family zinc finger protein
Exons: 2
Source: RefSeq, a predicted model, not a curated record